AUGAAAUAGGCCAACAAUUCUAUAAAUGAGAUUGAUAAACUGUAUACAAAAGGUAGUUGUUGAAGCAAAUGCUUAGGUUUAAGCUUAAUGAGGAAUACAAAUUAUUAGUAAGCAAUUAACGUCUUCGAUCAUAUUUUAAGAAUUGAUUCAAAGCAUUUCGAAACUUUAUGCGAAAAAGGUAAGAUAGAAAAAUAUCAGGUGAAUGUUUAAGAUCUUUGGAAAAAUAUUCAGCUGCUUAAGAUAGUUUCCAAAAGGCAUUGAUGAUACAACCAAAUAAUGUAGAAUUAAUACUUAAAUAAAGUAUUUCUUAAAAACUUUGUAUUAGGUUUAUGUUUAAUAUAAAUGGAAAAGUACUAAAGUGCCUUAAAACUAAUAGAUACUGCAUUAAAAUAAGAACCUAAGAAUAUUGACCUUUUAUUCAAUAAAAGUAUUAAAUAUAAUUAUUUAGGUUUAUGUUUAAAGAUGAUGAACAAUCUUGAUAGGGCUUUGAAUUGCUUAAACGAGGCGAUUUAAAUAGAAAAUAGAAAUACAAAACUGUUGCUUCACAAAAGUAAUUAAUUUUUGAUUUUAGGUUUAUGUUUAUAGGAACUCGAAAAAUAUGAUCAAGCAUGCAAAACAUUAGAUUAAGCCUUAUAAUUGGAACCUAAGAAUAUUGAAAUAUUAUUGAAUAAAAGUAUCAAAAAUAAAUAGAUAUUUAAGGCAUUUGCUUAAAGAUGUUGAAAUAGCAUGUUUAGGCCUUAGAACUUUUAGACAAAGCGUUAUAAAUUUCACCAGAAAAUGUGAACUUGAUGCUAAAUAAAUGUAAUUAGAGUUUUAUUUUAGGCAUUUGUUUACAGGCCUUAAAUAAAUAUGAUCAAGCUUCUAAAGCAUUGGAUAGAGCCAUAUAAUUAGAACCAAAAAAUUUUGAUGUUUUAUUGAUGAAGGGUGUUUAAGACAUUUAUAUUUAGGUUUUUGUUUAAAGAUUCUAAAUGAAGUUGAUAAGGCAGUAUAAUUUUUAGAUAGAGCAUUAGAAAUUUAACCAAUAAAUGUUGAAGUAUUAUUAAAUAAAGGUUUAUUGAUUAUUAUUAUUUAGGAAUUUGCUUACAAAUGCAAAAAAAGUUUGAUCAAGCUUCUAAAGUAUUUGAUAAUGCGUUAAAGCAUGAUAAGAAAAACAUAGAUUUAUUAAAGAAUAAAGGUAGUAAAGCUGGUUGAUUUAUAGGGAAUUGUUUAAUUUAACUCAAGAAGCAUUCUGAGGCUUUGUAAUUUUUUGAUCAAGUGCUCGCUCUUUAACCAUAGAAUGUUGAAAUAUUAAUCAAUAAAAGUUUUAGAUAUAUUAAUUUAGGUGAAUGUUUAAUGAUGAUGGAGAGUUAUGAAUAAGCAUGCUAAUUAAUUAAUUUGGUAUUAAAAAUUGAUUCUAAAAAUAUUCAAAUGUUACUAAAAAAAAGUUAGUUCUUCUCUUAAUUUAGGUAUUUGUUUAAGAAAUCUAAAUUAAUUGAAAGAAGCACUUGAAUAGCUUGAUAUUGUAUUAUCUAUUGAACCUAAGAAUAUUGAGGCCUUGAUAUAUAAAUGUAUUUUCUCAAAACAUAAUUAGGCCUAUGUUUAAAAUUAUUAAAAUAAUAUCCUUAAGCACUGCAGCAAUUAGAAAAGACUUUAAGCAUCGAACCAAAAAAUAUUGACCUCCUUAAGGAAAAGGGUAAAAAAUUAUAUUUUCUUAGGUGUUUUGUUAACAAUAAUGGAAAAAUACUAGGAGGCUUUGCAAUAAUUUAAAUAAGUAGAGAAAAUUUAACCAAAUGAUGUUGAAAUUUUUUUGAAUAAAGGUAAGAAAUUUAUGAAUCAAAGGUAUAUGUCUACUAAAACUAAAUGAAUUUGACCAGGCAUUGCAAUAAUUUGAUCAGGCAUUAAGAUUUGAUUCAAAAAAUAUUGAGUUGUUAACUAAUAAAUGUAUUGAGAUUCUUAAUGAAGGCAUUUGCUUAUAAUAAAAGAAAGAAUAUAAAUUGACACUUGAAUGUGCUUCAAAAGUCAUUAAGAUCUAACCAAAAAAUAUCACGAUUUUGAAAAUUUAAAGUAUAGAUUAUUCUUGAUUAAAUAGGUGAUUGUUUAUUUGAAUUGAAAGAGUAUCAGUAAGCAUGCGAUUCUUUAAAUUUGGUGUUAGCGAUAGAACCAAAUAAUAUUGAAAUUUUGUUAAAGAAAUGUAAAUCUAAAUUUAAUUUAAGUCCACGCUCUAAAAUUUCUAGNCAAAAAAUUUUGAUGUUUUAUUGAUGAAGGGUGUUUAAGACAUUUAUAUUUAGGUUUUUGUUUAAAGAUUCUAAAUGAAGUUGAUAAGGCAGUAUAAUUUUUAGAUAGAGCAUUAGAAAUUUAACCAAUAAAUGUUGAAGUAUUAUUAAAUAAAGGUUUAUUGAUUAUUAUUAUUUAGGAAUUUGCUUACAAAUGCAAAAAAAGUUUGAUCAAGCUUCUAAAGUAUUUGAUAAUGCGUUAAAGCAUGAUAAGAAAAACAUAGAUUUAUUAAAGAAUAAAGGUAGUAAAGCUGGUUGAUUUAUAGGGAAUUGUUUAAUUUAACUCAAGAAGCAUUCUGAGGCUUUGUAAUUUUUUGAUCAAGUGCUCGCUCUUUAACCAUAGAAUGUUGAAAUAUUAAUCAAUAAAAGUUUUAGAUAUAUUAAUUUAGGUGAAUGUUUAAUGAUGAUGGAGAGUUAUGAAUAAGCAUGCUAAUUAAUUAAUUUGGUAUUAAAAAUUGAUUCUAAAAAUAUUCAAAUGUUACUAAAAAAAAGUUAGUUCUUCUCUUAAUUUAGGUAUUUGUUUAAGAAAUCUAAAUUAAUUGAAAGAAGCACUUGAAUAGCUUGAUAUUGUAUUAUCUAUUGAACCUAAGAAUAUUGAGGCCUUGAUAUAUAAAUGUAUUUUCUCAAAACAUAAUUAGGCCUAUGUUUAAAAUUAUUAAAAUAAUAUCCUUAAGCACUGCAGCAAUUAGAAAAGACUUUAAGCAUCGAACCAAAAAAUAUUGACCUCCUUAAGGAAAAGGGUAAAAAAUUAUAUUUUCUUAGGUGUUUUGUUAACAAUAAUGGAAAAAUACUAGGAGGCUUUGCAAUAAUUUAAAUAAGUAGAGAAAAUUUAACCAAAUGAUGUUGAAAUUUUUUUGAAUAAAGGUAAGAAAUUUAUGAAUCAAAGGUAUAUGUCUACUAAAACUAAAUGAAUUUGACCAGGCAUUGCAAUAAUUUGAUCAGGCAUUAAGAUUUGAUUCAAAAAAUAUUGAGUUGUUAACUAAUAAAUGUAUUGAGAUUCUUAAUGAAGGCAUUUGCUUAUAAUAAAAGAAAGAAUAUAAAUUGACACUUGAAUGUGCUUCAAAAGUCAUUAAGAUCUAACCAAAAAAUAUCACGAUUUUGAAAAUUUAAAGUAUAGAUUAUUCUUGAUUAAAUAGGUGAUUGUUUAUUUGAAUUGAAAGAGUAUCAGUAAGCAUGCGAUUCUUUAAAUUUGGUGUUAGCGAUAGAACCAAAUAAUAUUGAAAUUUUGUUAAAGAAAUGUAAAUCUAAAUUUAAUUUAAGUCCACGCUCUAAAAUUUCUAGAAUAAUAUUAAAAAGCUAUUUAAGAGUUGGAUAAGAUUUUAAAUAUCGAUAACAAAAAUUAAUUUUGUAUUAAAUAAAAAGGUAACAAGUAAACUAAACAUUUAGGAUUCUGUCUAAAAUUAAAUAAGAAAUAUGAAUUGGCAAUUGAAUGGUUCGAUAAAGCUAUGGGAUUAGAUGCAAAAAAUCUUGAAGUGAUUGAUGCAAAAAGUAAUUAAGCCUAAUCAUUCAUAAAAUAGGUUAAUGUUUAUUAAAGUUGAAAAAGCUUGAUGAAGCCAUCGAAUGUAUUGAAUUGGCAUUAUCAAUUAAUCCAAAACAUGUUCCAUCUUUGACAAUAAAAGGUAUAAACAAUAACAAUUAGGCGAUUGCUUAAUAUCUAAGAAUUUGUAUGAAAAUGCUCUUUCAAUAUUAGAAUUUGCAUUGUAAAUAAACUCCUAUGAUGAUGUUUGUACUUUGUCCAUAAAAGGUACUUUAUAAACAUAUAUAGGGAAAUGCUUAUUGAUGAUGAAAAAGUAUAAAGAUGCUAUUUAGUGCCUUGAUAAAGCACUAGAACUUGAUCAAAAUCAUUUUGAUACACUAAAACUCAAAAGUAUAGAUUAAUUAAGUAAUUCUUAGGCAAAUGCCUAUUACUACUCUAGGAAUUCAAUAAUGCUAUAAUAUAUUCAAAUAGGGCUCUAAGAACAAAACCUAAAAACUUUGAUUGCAUAUUUAUUUAAGGUUUAAUUAUAUUAAUAAGAGCAUAGGGGAGUGCUUAAAAUGCAUUGGAGAUUACAGAAAGGCUAUUGAAUACUUAUCAAUGGCAAUAUCUAUUUAAUCAAAUCACUUUCUUUGCAUUUUCUUUAAAGGUAUUAUCAUGCAUUAAUAAGGUGAAUGUUUACAAUCUAUUGGCUCCUAUCAGGAAGCAAUAAAUGCAUACAAAUUAGCAUUAUAAAUUGAAGAGGAUCACAUCUAGUGUUUAAAAAAUUUAGGUUUGAUAAAAUUCUUAUACUAUAAGGGAAAUGCUUAUUCUAACUGUGUGAAUACCAAAAAGCAUUCGAUUAAUUAGAGAAAGCAUUGCGAAAAGAUCCUAAUGAUCAUUAUUCAUUGUAUUUACAAGGUAUUAAAAUUAUAUUCAAUAAUUUAGGCAAUUGCCUACAGAACUUAAACAAAUGCUAGUCAGCGAUCAUAUAUUUAGAAAAAGCCUUAAUUCUUAAUCCAAAAGAUAUCAAUUGUCUAAACUCACUAUGUAUAUUUUAAAAAUGAUAAAGGUUCUUGUUUAAUGACUUUGAAAAACUAUGAUCAAGCUGCUGAGAUAAUAGAGAGAGUUUUAAAUUUAGAACCCUAUAAUGUUGAGUCAUUGCUUAUGAAAGGAAACUAUUUACAAAUACGAUGCAAUUAUGCAGAAGCAAUUGUAAACUACAAAUCAGUAUUGAAAGUUGAUGAAAAAAAUAUUGAUGCUUUAUCUCAAUUAGGUAAUGAAGGAAAUCUUAGUAUUAGGUAUUUGCUUAAAAAUGAUUUAAAAUUAUUCUGAAGCCAUAAUUUAUUUCGACAAAAACCUAAAAAUAAAUCCAAAUAAUCUGUCUAUAUUAUAUGAAAAGAGUAAAACAGUUAAUAAUUUUAGGUGAGAGUUUACGACUUCUUAGAUAAUAUUCUAAGGCUGUUGAAUGUUUGUAACAAAUAUUUGAUAUAGAUCCUAACCAUAUUUAUUCAAUGAUUUCGAAAUGUAAAACUAUAGAAAAAUAGAUUAUAAGGCAAAUGUUUAAAAGGUUUAAAGGAGUAUGAGAGUGCAGCAAGACUAGUGAAUAAAUUAGUAAAUAUGAUUCCAUUGAAUGUCGAUCUCCUAUUAUUAAGAGGUUUAUAAAUACUUUUACAAAUAGCUGAGUGUUUAAAAUAAUUGGGCAGAUAUCAAAAUGCUAUUCAAGAAUUGAAUCAAAUUAUAAUUAUUGAUCCUUUUAGACUUUCAUCAUUACUUUUAAAAGGUCAAAAUUAUAAUAAAUGAAGGGGGUUGUUUAUCGUUAAUGGGAUAAUAUUAAGAAUCUAUUUUAUGGCUAGACAGCGUUUUAAAAAUCGAUUAAAAUAAUGUUGAAGCCUUAGCAACUAAAGGUAUGCUUUUGUUGUGAAAAUAUAGGAAUGUCUUUAACUAUGAUGGGAAGAUAUUAGGAUGCCAUCGAAUGGCUCGAUAAAGCAUUGGCUAUAGAGCCUUAACAUUUAUAUUCAUUGUCAGAUAAAGGUGUUGAUUAAUUUAAAUAAAAGGUGGUUGUUUAGCGAAUUUGAAUUUACCUUAGUAGGCUAUCAAAUAUUUCGAUUAAGCACUAGAAGUGGAUUAAAACCACUUAUAUUCUUUAUCAUCAAAAAGUAACAAGGUAUUCUAUUAUUUAGGUAUGUGUUUAAUUAUGAUGGGAUAAUAUCAUGAAGCAAUUGAAUGGUUAAAUAAAUCUUUGAGUGUUGAUCCAAAGCACUUUUAUUCCCUAUCUAGUUUAGGUUACAAUAUUUUAUGUAUUCAAAGGAGGAUGCUUAUCAUUGUUGAACUAAUUUCAAGAAGCUAGCUUGUGGUUCAAUAAAGCAUUAGCAAUCAAUUAGUUUGAUGUUUACUGCUUAUCUUAAAAGGGUAUUGAAUGAAAUUCUACUUAUUCAUUAGCCUAUUGUCUAUCAAUGAUGGGUCAAUCUUAAUUGUCUAUUAAAUUGUUCAACAAAGCCUUAGCCAUCAAUCCUAAGCAUAUCUAUUCGUUAUCCGCAAAAGGUAAAUACAAUAAUAAUUUUAGCUCAUUGUUUAAGUCUAAAUGGUGAAUACUCUACCGCUCUAAAAUGUUUGGAGGAAGUGCUCACAUUAGAUCCAAAUCAUGAACCAUCAUUGAGAUUAAAAGGUUUAAUUAAUUAAUAAUAUUAAGAGAAUUGCUUAACAUUAUAAUCAAACUAAAAUGGAGCAAUUUAGCAUAAAUGAAAUUAAAAUAUAUUAUGAAGGAC
Molecule: messenger RNA, 6473 nt
Organism: Paramecium octaurelia
Lineage: Eukaryota; Ciliophora; Oligohymenophorea; Peniculida; Parameciidae
Source: the annotation of a GenBank genome assembly